UCGAGGAUUGACAGAAUCCCGUCUUUGACUUGACCAUGCCGUCUCCUGUGGUUUUGGUGGAUGAAUCUGACGAGCAGUCAUGGUGGUGGCAACAGGUUUCCAGGGCUUGGUUUCGAAUCGAGGAUUGGCAGAAUUCCGUCUUUGGCUUGAUCAGUCUAUUGGCAGCACAUUAUCAAAUACACAACAUGCGAAAUUUCUUUGACGGUUUUUUUCUGAUCUGACGUUCCUGAUCAUUACAACAACAGCAACGACAUCGACAUCGACAUCGAACAAGCGUGCGUCCAAGGAC
Molecule: messenger RNA, 289 nt
Organism: Zychaea mexicana
Lineage: Eukaryota; Fungi; Mucoromycota; Mucoromycetes; Mucorales; Lichtheimiaceae
Exons: 2
Coding region: 36-221 (61 amino acids)
Source: RefSeq, a predicted model, not a curated record